Messenger RNA from Aspergillus aculeatus ATCC 16872, 1656 nucleotides. RefSeq names its product putative MFS transporter. NCBI's taxonomy places the organism in Eukaryota, Fungi, Ascomycota, Eurotiomycetes, Eurotiales, Aspergillaceae. The transcript is spliced from 2 exons. The record is from RefSeq and is a predicted model, not a curated record. The coding region runs from base 1 to 1656 and encodes 551 amino acids. Gene Ontology annotation, molecular function: transmembrane transporter activity. Gene Ontology annotation, biological process: transmembrane transport.
AUGGCUAGGAUGGCAUCUCAACGAACGUCAAUUUUUACCGCCAGCCGGUUGCAAAUAUGCACAUACUUGCUUGGAGUUUGCCCCUUUUCAAUUGCAUUUCUAGUUUUUCUCAAUUCGUCCGUUUCCUUCGUGGUCACGGAACUUCUCGGCCUUGAUGCGGGAGAAGGCGAUGCUGUUGGGACUCUGGGAUUCGCAGAUGAAUUACUUGCCUUGAUUGCUUGUCCCCUCUGGGGAGUGCUCUCAGAUCGAGUUGGAGUCCGUAAUGUUUGCGUGACUGGUUAUGGAAUCAUCGCCAUCGCGUUGGUCGUAUUUGUUCAGGCGAAGAAUGUUUAUCCUCAGCUUCUCUUAGGUCGUUUACUCUUCAGUCUUGGAGGCGCAGCGGUAUCGACCAUGGUCACGGCCGUGCUUCCAGCUGUGGUCAGAUCGCCAUCACAGUCACAGCCCACCGCAUCGAGUCGUGUGGCUGAGAAAACGCCAUCCUCCAAGCUAGCUGGAUAUGUUGGAAUGUGUGCUGGAAGCGGUGCACUAGUCGCCCUCGUUGUCUUCCUACCUCUGCCAUCUCGACUUCAGCAGUGGGGAGUCUCACCACCACAAUCCAUUCAAUAUAGCUACUAUGUUGUUGCAAUCGUGUCUGUGUUGGUUGCUGUUCUCUGUUCUGUAGGGUUGAGGCAUCUUCCCGGGGAAGAAGGCAAAGCCUGGAGCUCUUUAUGGGCUCGGGGCCGACGGGAAAGGCCGGAGGACAUUUGUGCGAGUGACGACCGAAAUACUGAUUCUAGCAAGCGACACUUGCCGUACUUCCAGCAGCUUGGCGCUGCGCUGAUGCUAGGAUUCCAUAAUAGCGACAUUUUCCUUGGCUAUGUGGGCGGUUUCGUGGCUCGGGCAUCAUCUGUCGGAAUCUCGUUAUUCAUUCCCCUAGCGGUCAAUCACUAUUAUCGACAGUCUGGUUUAUGCCAGGGCAACAACGGGGAUGGAAUGGGCUCCGAUGCUGUCAAGCAAUCAUGCCGUAAAGCUUAUGUGCUGGCUUCAAUUCUGACCGGUGUUUCUCAGCUCAUCGCGUUGGUGGCGGCGCCGAUUUUUGGGUAUAUGUCAGAGCGGUCGCGACAAUAUCCGAUGCCCCUGCUAGGGGCAUGUGUGUCAGGGGUGGUCGGCUAUAUCACGUUUGCACUGCUUCCCAGUCCGGACUUCAGAGCGCCCCACGGUGGUCCCGGCGUCUUCGUUGUGAUGGCGCUAGUUGGGCUCAGUCAGAUUGGGGCCAUCGUCUGCAGCUUGUCUGUCCUCAGCACCGGAAUACUCCGUAUGAGUGCUCAAUGCCGGGUAGGAGAUGGAUAUGGUUCUUCUCCAUCCACUCUCUAUGGCGAGGAGACCAACGACGACCUGGUAUCGGCCGAUGAGACAGAAGGGGACCAAGAGGAGCAGGCUCUGUUGACUUCAGCUACGGAACAAAACCAGCAGCCCCUGGCGCACCUGAAAGGUUCCAUCGCUGGAGUUUAUUCCCUGUAUGGCGGCGCAGGCAUUUUGGUCCUGACCAAAGUCGGAGGAUUACUAUUCGAUGUCCUCUCGUCGGGGGCUCCGUUCUACAUCCUGGCAAGCUUCAAUGGAUUCUUGCUCUUGGCGGGAAUAGCCUGUGGGGUUGUUAAGCACUCGAAGACCUGCUAG